AUGUCUUGCACACGACUUUCACCAAGAACGUGUAUACGUGCUCAAAUAGACGCGUUGACUUUGACAGCUGGUCCCGAAGCGAAAUUUGUGAAUUUCGAGUCAGUCAUCAUUCGUGUCCCUCCAUACUUGUUGUCGGUCCAAAUUGAUCAGGUAUUGAUUGUCAUUCAUGACUAUUACCAACGGGCCGAAAGAUCAGUGAGCGCUGAGGAAGAAAGAAAAGAUGCAAGACAAAAAAUUGAAAGACAGCAUGAGUGGUGGGGCUGGCCAAGUAUAGCUCCACUAACUAAAUGGAGCUGGAGCUUGAGCUUGAGCUUGGGCUGGGGCUACGACUCUAGGAGACCCAGAAAAUGUAAUGCCGAUAUUAUGACAUAA
This is a messenger RNA of Botrytis deweyae, 372 nucleotides long. RefSeq lists its product as uncharacterized. The transcript has a single exon. The record is from RefSeq and is a predicted model, not a curated record. Lineage: Eukaryota; Fungi; Ascomycota; Leotiomycetes; Helotiales; Sclerotiniaceae. Bases 1 to 372 code for a protein of 123 amino acids.